AUGCCAAUUUGGGUAGUCGUCAUGCUGGCAAUCAUUGCCGGCGUGCUUGCCGUCGUCCUGCUUCUCGUCCUCUUCUUCUGCCUACGAUCGGAUAAGAAGAAGCAGCCGCCAUCGCCAGCUGAGCCAAUUCGCCGAUUGCCGACUCGCACUGAGAGCACAAUUGGCGUCCGCCCGAAGAUCCCGAAUCCGAUAUACACGAUUAACGCAAAUGAUAUUAAACGAGAAAAAAGCAUCAGCGAUACAAUCACAACACGCAAAUUGUCAAUGAUGUUUGAUUCGAAAAAGCGAUUCUCAACUGCAUUUUCGCACAAAUCGGCAUACUUUGACUUUGAGAAUUCUCCAUUACCCCGACAUAAGGAAUAUUUGGAUUUCAACGAUAUCGAAAAUAUAAUGCCAGUGAAAAAGACCAGCUUACCAGAUCGACCACGAUUGGAAUUUUUGAAUGAAAACCCCACCCCAGAGAAAGCCAAUAAUGAAAGGACCAAUGAAACGAAGAAUCAUAUCCCGGUUCAACAAGUGUUCGCUGAAGACGAAAUUUCAUUCAACAAAUCGAAACAUCCGAUUUAUGCCAACUAG
Caenorhabditis bovis is the source of this 576-nucleotide messenger RNA. Lineage: Eukaryota; Metazoa; Nematoda; Chromadorea; Rhabditida; Rhabditidae. The record is from the annotation of a GenBank genome assembly.